Molecule: messenger RNA, 1050 nt
Organism: Aureobasidium vineae
Lineage: Eukaryota; Fungi; Ascomycota; Dothideomycetes; Dothideales; Saccotheciaceae
Source: the annotation of a GenBank genome assembly
CUCUCCAACAUGGCCCAACGAAUGCGAGCAGUACAGUACACUUCGGUUCAGGGUGGCCUUGAGAAGAACCUACGCUAUACCGAAGAGGCACUAGCACCUCAGCAUGAUGAACAGAUGCAACGUGGCGAUCACAUUAUGGUCGAAGUCAUCUCUGCUUCGAUCAAUCCACUGGAUUGGAAGAUGCCCGAGACCCCUGUCAUUGGCAAGGCCUUGACUUACUCUUUCACUUCGUCCGCCACGAUACCCGGCAUGGACUACUGCGGUAGAAUCAAGUCGACAGGCUCCACCAUUGAUAGCUUAAGCAUCGGCGAGCUAGUUUAUGGUCGUUUGACCAGGCCUACAUCUUCAGGCACUCUUGCUCAAUAUGUCAACAUCGAUCCUGGAACCUGUAUACCCCUGCCAGAAGGAGUCAACCCAGAUCAUGCUGCCACAAUUGGUAUUGCUGGCGAGACAGCUUACCGUAGUAUUGUUCCGAACGUGCAGACUGGCGACAGAGUCUUCAUCAACGGAGGCUCCUCAGGCACAGGUACAUUUGGAAUCCAAAUUGCCAAACUUUUGGGCUGCCAUGUCACUGUCUCCUGCUCAACAUCGGCCAUCGAGCUCUGCAAGGAGCUCGGUGCAGAUGAGGUCUUUGAUUACACCAAAACGGACCUUAUCGCCGAGCUUAUUGAGAGCGGAAAGACAGAGCCAUUCGAACUUAUAGUUGAUGACGUUGGUCAGCCUGACGAUCUUUACAAGAACUCGCAUCUCUAUCUCAACCCUGAAGGCAAGUUCAUCUCGAUCGGCAGCAAAAACGACAUUGCCUCGCUAGCGGCACGCACACUCCCAUCCUUCUUGGGUGGCGGCAGACGCAGAUCUGAACAGGUUCAUGUUUUGCUUGGAACACACCGCGACGACUUGGUACAGUUGGGAAGAUGGAUGGCCCAAGGCAAGAUCAGGGCUGUCAUUGACUCGACCUAUCCUUUGGCAGAUGCGGCAGAGGCAUAUGCAAAGCUGAAGGGUGGUCACGCACAUGGAAAGAUUGUGAUUCGGGUGGGCGCGAAGCAAUAA